This is a messenger RNA of Diaporthe amygdali, 2682 nucleotides long. Its product is annotated as ferric reductase transmembrane component 7. Gene Ontology annotation, biological process: iron ion transport; copper ion import; intracellular iron ion homeostasis. The coding region runs from base 1 to 2682 and encodes 893 amino acids. The record is from RefSeq and is a predicted model, not a curated record. The transcript has a single exon. Gene Ontology annotation, cellular component: plasma membrane. Lineage: Eukaryota; Fungi; Ascomycota; Sordariomycetes; Diaporthales; Diaporthaceae. Gene Ontology annotation, molecular function: ferric-chelate reductase activity.
AUGGCUUCGCAGAUACCGCCCGCCCUCCGUGGCGCAACAUCGUCUGCGACACGGACUAUAGGAGACCUUAUCAAGCGGAUCAACAUCCCACUGACACCGACAAGUCCCCCAGGCUUGGUGCAAGCGGACACGGUUGAUCCUUGGACCAAGGCUGGAAAAUAUGGUUUAGGGUGGACGUAUUUCUCAGUCGCGCUGAUGAUGUCAGUUGUGAUUGUCCGAGUGUGGCAUUGGUGGCAAGACAAGAUCAGGCAAGCCAUUUACAAGCAGGAAGUCGAGCAGUACUAUCAGAACCUCUACAGUGCGGAGGCUGAAUGGGGUCAAACAUCUACGCAGACUGGUGGACAACUCAGCGGGCAACCGGUCCCGGCGCGACACUUCUUCCCCGAGGAGGAGAAAGCCGAGACAGCCUUUCGUCCCAAAUCCCACAUGUCUUCCAUUGGCUUUGUCAACGACACUCUGGCCCUCUUUCGAUGGACUUUCUACCGACCGAUCCCGGACAUUAGAUGGCGCAAACACACAUUCACAUUCUCAUCUCUAUCGGUGUUGACGGUCGGCUUCGUUGCUUUGGUAUUUGUCUCCUUAUACUGCUUCCUCCAGCAGCCACUAUACUGGGCCAGCAUUCGAUACGGUUCACCACCGCUCGCCAUCCGAGCCGGCAUGAUUGCGCAGGCCAUGACCCCAUGGAUCAUUGCCACGAGCAUGAAGGCAAACAUCCUGAGUCUCAUCACAGGCAUUGCCGCCGAUCGGCUCAACGUAUUCCACCGAUGGGCAGGCUACUUGUGCUUGUUCCUAUCUCUGGUCCACAUGGUCCCAUUCUUCAUCCAACCGGUGUGGGAGGACGGUGGAAUGACGGUGUUUAACAAGUUGUUUCCUCCGGGAAGCGGUAUUAUUUACGGCAGCGGCAUAGCCUGCUUUGUUCCUCUCUGCUGGCUGUGUGUGCUCUCUCUGCCGGUACUGCGGCGACAUUUGUACGAAUUGUUCUCGAUUCUUCAUGCUCCCGUCGGGUAUGUCUAUAUCGGCCUCUUGUUCUGGCAUACGAAGAACUUCCUGAUGUCUUGGGACUACCUAUACGCGUCUAUUGCUAUCCUUGUGAUUUGCAACAUCUGGCGACUUUCCAAGCUGAACUGGACCAAGCCAUGGAGAAUGGCAUUUAUGGUAGGGGACGAGGCAGCUAUCCAGAUUAUGACGGAGAACACGAUCAAGAUCACGAUCCCAACCCAGUCUAGGUGGUCACCGGGACAGUACUUUUACCUCCGUAUGCCGGGCAUAUCAUUGCUCGAGAAUCACCCAUUUACGGUCACGUCGCUGUGCAGCGAGGAUUUCCCUUCAGAGUACGGCGAACAGUAUCGGGAUUGCGUGUUGGUGUUCCGACCCUACGGUGGUUUUACGAAAAAGGUACUCGAAACUGCGAUAGAGAAGGGGCCGUUCCAUACAUACCGGGCUUUUCUGGAUGGGCCGUACGGAGGCAUGCGCCGAGAUCUCGCGGCGUUUGAUACCUGUAUCCUGAUUGCCGGAGGAAGCGGCAUCACGUCGCUGAUGUCGCAAUUGCUCAACUUGAUCAAGCGGAUGCGAGACGGCAAGGCCAUCACCAAGAAGAUUGUCGUGGUAUGGUCUUUGAAGCGGCUCGAGGCCAUGGACUGGUUUCGCGAGGAAUUGCGCAUCUGCCGCGAGGCUGCGCCGCCAGAAAGUGUCACCUGCAAGUUCUUCGUGACAGCAGCGACCAGAAGUUCGCAUGGCGGCCAGGUUGGCGCGAGUGCUCGCGCGCCCCGGCCCAUAUCCAACAUGUUCCAUGACAGGCUGGACGGCUUCGUCGCGGGCAUUGCCUCGAAGCGCAACUCAGCACUGAUUGCGGAUGUCUCACAAGGCGAUCCGAAUAGGGAGGCCGAACUGAGAGCAGAGCAGCAGGAUCGGUUCACCGCGCUGCCUCAACAAAAAUAUCUGCAGCCACACAACAUCCCGCCUCCACCACCGAAUCCGCCGAAAAAUCGACAAUCGUACACAGACGAUGCCUUGCGCCGCCUCGAGGGCAACGAGGGCGACGAGGACAACGCAGACGCAAGAGACGCAAAGGAUGGUGCGUCUGAGUUGCCUGAUGACAAGGGCAAACAGAAAGACUUCCACUUCCCUCCCUUAAAGCCCAAGGCGGACGGCCCGUUUUUCAACUAUGCGCCGCCGAAUUCGCCGGGUAAUAAGCGAUUCAGCCAGCUCCUCGAACCUCCACAAAGCGGGUCACACCCCGAGUCGCCACAGCCAUCGUCAGACAUCCCUCGGGCCCCUGAUGUGCCCGAACUAGCACACCUCCGCACCGACGUGGGUGGGCUGAACCGACCUCGACCGACCAGCACCUUUGGCCCGCCGUCUGGGUUCGAGUUCGGGUUCCCCGAGACGCCGACCGAGUUCCAGAAGAACUUGAUGCGGUUCGCAUUUCCGGUGCCUCACGAGAUCGACGGGGGCUGGAGCGUUGAAUAUGGGCGGCCGGACCUCGGUUACAUGCUCAAAGAGUGGGCAACGGGCGGGAGUGACGGGCGUGGAAUACUGGGGAGAAGGACGGCGGUCUUCGUGUGUGGGCCGCCGAGCAUGCGUGUGGGCGUCGCGACCACCGUGGCGAGGCUCCAGGCGGAGAUAUGGGGUGACCCCAUGCUGGAGGAGAUUUACCUGCAUGCGGAGAACUAUGCCCUGUGA